Dipodomys spectabilis (banner-tailed kangaroo rat) is the source of this 1355-nucleotide messenger RNA. RefSeq names its product anomalous homeobox (gene Anhx). Gene Ontology annotation, molecular function: DNA-binding transcription factor activity, RNA polymerase II-specific; RNA polymerase II cis-regulatory region sequence-specific DNA binding. Gene Ontology annotation, cellular component: transcription regulator complex; nucleus. Lineage: Eukaryota; Metazoa; Chordata; Mammalia; Rodentia; Heteromyidae. The annotation marks the transcript as partial. Gene Ontology annotation, biological process: regulation of transcription by RNA polymerase II. The record is from RefSeq and is a predicted model, not a curated record. The transcript is spliced from 10 exons.
AUGCAGAACUUCCUGAGGCUGCUGAGGAAGCACGGGGCUUCCUGUCCGCCCCCACCGGAGCUGGUAACCCUUGCGGCAAAGCUGUGCUGGGACCUUCGGGAUGACCCCACUCAGCUGCGACCUCUGGUGGCAGCUGUUCUCGCCAGCCAACUUCGUCUGCACCUUCUGGACAAUGAGGCCGUGGUCCUGGUUUGUGCCCGUGUCUUGGUCCAGCAGGAGCAGCUGCAGGCAGCCUGCCAGCUUCUGGAGGAGUGCCGGGUUUCAGGCGGCAGUCAGGAGCUGGUGCAGCUCUGGAAUGACAUCCACUACUGCCUGGCCAUGAGGAGGCUAGACGUAGCCAGCCUGAGCCCUGUGCAGAAGUUCCGAUGCAGAAAGAGGAACCCACCACCCCCUACCCUCUGCCCCAAGAGCACCAAGAGCCGGAACUUUCCUCAAGAAAUUCGUCAGACUCUGAAGGACUUUGCCUCAGGUGUGAGCACCAACCCCAGCAAGGCAGAGCGGGAGACUUUGGCUUUGGAGACAGGCUUGACAGCUAAGCAAGUACACAACUGGUUUGCCAACUACCGGCGACGCCAAAGAUACCUUCUCCAGCGCGUGGAUCCAGCCCAGCAGGCCAUUUCAGAAGUUCGCAGCACAAAGGAGUGGGACCCUACCCUCCUGCAGCCCUCAUGCAAUCCCUGUGGUGACUCAGAAUUGGUGGGCAGGCCUCAGUGGUCAGUCAUUGUGGAUAAAGGGCUGAGUCCCGUCGGCCUCAGCCCCAGCUUCGGCUCUCUGACUGUGGACAGCAACAUGCCGGGUCCUCCUAUGGCUGCCUCUGAGUCAUGGAUGAUGUCCUUUGCACUGCCAUCCUCCAAGGAAGUCUGCUUCCAGCCUGGGCAGCAAGCCCAUAGCUGCAGGCUGGACUCCAGGAUGCACCUACUAGGUUCCACCAUGUCCGUGCCCAUUGCGUCUGUUGGUGAUCCUUGCCCUGCAGGAUUUACUGAUACACAUCGUGACAAUCCCCAGGUCAUGUACUCAGAAGAAGGCCCUGGUUCAAGUGGUGGGCAGGCAGAGGGGCGCCGCUUCCUGGCCACACAGCCUCCACUGCAGGCCUGUGAGUGUCUCAUCUCCCCCAGCUCUGCAGAGUUUGUGCCUGUGUCUACCAUGGAGCUGAGCCAUCCCCUGCCCUCCAGCCAGGUGCAGUGGUCUCGCAACAAGGUCUCUUGUGAUGCUGUCUGGGGAGCCAGAAUGCUCCUUGAGUUUUCAGGGGGCAGCCUUUGCCAAGGCAGCCCUGGGGGUCCAAGCCAGCGCCAGAGAAGGAGAUGGCCUAGAUAUGCAGAAAUUCGGAAGCCAGUGAUGGAGUUGGUCACAGACAA